Molecule: messenger RNA, 1662 nt
Organism: Apus apus (common swift)
Lineage: Eukaryota; Metazoa; Chordata; Aves; Apodiformes; Apodidae
Gene: LRRIQ4
Product: leucine rich repeats and IQ motif containing 4
Exons: 5
Coding region: 1-1662 (553 amino acids)
Molecular function (GO): protein binding
Source: RefSeq, a predicted model, not a curated record
AUGGCUGAGUCUCAGCAGAGCCAGGGGGACAGCACAGGAGGCACUCACUUCCUCAGAGCUAUCUUGGAGGAUGACCAUGUUGAGACUGCCCAAGAAAGAGCUUCAUCCUCUGGUAUUUCUCUCACACAUGUCACACACAAGGUGCAUUUCAUUGAUUUAGCCAACAAGCAACUGCAAACCAUCUCACCAGAGGUCUCGAGUCAAGAAUAUCUGGAAGAGCUGCACAUGGAAAAUAACCUGAUUGUAAGCAUCCCCAGACACAUCAUUAAGCUGAGGCACAUAAAGGUCCUCUACUUGAAUCAGAAUUGCAUACAGGACAUACAGGAACUGGGAGAGCUGCAAAGUCUUCUGAGCUUAGAUCUAAGUAACAAUCCCCUCUCUUGUACUUCACUGCCAGUUAUCAGCAACUUGCAGUCCCUUCGUAAGCUCAGGCUCCAUAAAACAAACCUACAUGAAAUCCCAGUGCAGAUAUGUAAAAACCUGCAUCAUCUUGAACUGCUUGGCCUUUCUGACAAUAAUAUCAAGUAUCUGCCUAAAGAAACAGUGAACCUGAAAAAUCUCAAGGAAAUUUACCUCCAGAAAAAUAGACUUGAAAGUUUUCCCAAGGAGCUCUGUCAUAUUACUAAUUUAGAAAUAAUAGAUCUGGAACAAAACCUAAUCAGUUUCAUCCCAGAAGAGAUAGGCCUUUUGACAAACUUAGUUAAGCUGUUUUUAGCUUUUAAUAAGCUAUCCUCCAUUCCUCAUACGCUGCAACACUGCCAGAAGCUGGUUGUGCUGGAUCUGUCUCAUAAUCUCCUGGGCAAGCUUCCCCCAGGUUUGGAGAACCUCACUGAAAUGAGAGUAGUCAGCCUGUCUGGAAACCCCCUGAAGAAGUUCCCACGCCAGAUCUGCUGCUGGACGUCCCUGACCCACGUUAACCUGAAGAACACUGGGCUGCGCAGAGUGCCCAGGCCCUUCACCAAGUUAACUGGUGUCAGGGUACUAGAUCUGAGUGAAAACCAUUUUGACGAGAUUCCUCAAGGAAUAUGCAGUAUGAAGAAUCUGGAAGUGCUGGCCCUGGAUGGCAACCAGAUACAAGAGAUACCCGUGGAGGUGGAAGAACUGACAAAUUUGAAGUGCAUUAGCCUGUCUGAAAACCAAUUCAGUGCCUUUCCAAAGGAAAUCUUUCUUCUGAAGUCAUUAGAGAGAUUACACCUGGGACAAGAGAAAGGAAUUAAAUUCACAAGUCUGCCAGAGGACAUCAGGAAAUUGCAGAAUCUGAAAGAACUGUAUGUGGACAAUAAUUGUCUGGAGUACCUGCCUGAAGCCAUCGGCUCAUUGACCUGCUUGAAAAUACUUGACUGUCAAAACAAUCUGCUUAAAAAGCUCCCAAACUCCGUAUGCCGAAUACAAGGUUUGCAAAAACUGCUCCUUCAGAACAAUCAGCUGUCCCAGCUGCCCAAGCAUUUGGACCGUCUUCAACAGCUGGAGCAGCUCCAUUUGGAAGGGAAUUCUAUGAUAGAACCUCCAUCUGAAGUGUGCUCUCAGGGACCAUCUGUCAUCUGGGAAUACUUACAGGAAAAAAGGUUUAAAACUGCCAGGAAAUUACAGGAGAUUGCUGCAGUGUGCUCAGGGCUAAUUGAGCAGUACUUUAUCCCUCAAGCUGCCUCAGGAUUUCUCUAA